Molecule: messenger RNA, 372 nt
Organism: Homarus americanus (American lobster)
Lineage: Eukaryota; Metazoa; Arthropoda; Malacostraca; Decapoda; Nephropidae
Product: spidroin-1-like
Exons: 1
Coding region: 1-372 (123 amino acids)
Source: RefSeq, a predicted model, not a curated record
AUGGCGGGCCAGGGGUGCGAGGAGUCGGGGAUGGAGCGGCCAGGGGUGGGAGGAGUCGGGGAUGGAGCGGCCAGGGGUGCAGAGGAGCGGGUGUGGCGGGCCGUGCGGAGAGGAGUCGGGGAUGGAGCGGGCCAGGGGUGCGAGAGGAGUCGGGGAUGGGAGCGGGCCAGGGUGCGGGAGGAGUCGGGGAUGGGAGCGGGCCAGGGUGCGGGGUCGGGAUGGGAGCGGGCCAGGGGUGCGGGAGGGGGAUGUGAGCGGGCCAGGGGUGCGAGAGGAGUCGGGAUGGGAGGGCCAGGGUGCGAGAGGAGUCGGGUUGUAGCGCGGGGUGCAGGAGUAGGGAUGAGCGGCAGGGUGCGGAGGAGGGGGAUGUGA